CUCUUCCACAUGACCCUAAAUCACCCAACUCUCACAAUGAGAAUCUUAUAACAAAUUUUCUCUCGUCAUCAAUAAAUCCAACGGAACCAGAAUCAACAUGCCUCGGAAAGCCCCUAUUCAUCACUUCUCAUACCGCUCCCUAAUCAUCCCACCAAUCCUCCUAGCCGCAGCAACCAUUGUCGCUCUCUUCCUCCACUCAGACGUCAACUUUGCUCUUCUCUGGUCCCAAUGCCACUCUCACGCUCGUCUUCCCGGUGUUAGUCGCAUUCCAGGUCUCGGUACGCCUCUAUGCUACCUCAUCAGCUUCUUCCGCGCCGCGCUUCACUCACUACGCAGUCGCGCUGUUAUGGGCGUUGUACUGGCCUUUAUCGGCGGUCUUUUGACAGUGAGCACCGUUGAAUCAGCGCGUAUUUGUAACGCGCCGAAUGUUCUCAUCGCCUAUCCUACUGGUCCGUGGUUGGUGUUUGAUCUUGUGGGCGGUGCUGUUGUUUGGGAGCUUGUUAUUAUUCCUGCGUUUCUGCAUCGCGCAAGAAGUGUUUUGAAUGCACAGAGGAGAGAUGACGGUGGUGAUGUCCAUCAGAUCUUUACGAGUCGUCAUCUCCCUGAUAGUGAGCUCGUGGCUAUUCCUAUCAGUGUGGCCCUUGGUUACUUUCUUCCGUCUUUUCUUAUGCUGUUCUAUACAACUCCCGAGACGAUUGGCAUCUGGCUCUUCUUUCCGAUCUAUGUCGAAGUCAUUCGCCAAAUCAUUCGUCACACUAUCUUCGCUCUGAGGAGAGUUGACCCAACCCUCGUCCAUCUCGCAUCGAAUCGAUGGUCUCUGCUGUUUGUUUACAUGCUGCCCAUCGUCUGCUCGAUUCUAGCGCAUGUUUCUUUCAUCUGGAGCUUGACUCGACCUGACGACCGCAAAGAAAUGACGAGAUCAAUCAUUGUCUUUAUUGAAGUCAACGCCCAGUUCAUCUUCUGGACCGUUCUGUACUGGAUGUUGGUGGAGGUUGGGUGGCGGGUUCCUUUGGCAACAAUCAUCACUUCCAUUGUGGUUGGACCUGGUGCUGGAACGUGCGUUGGAUGGAUAUACCGAGAGAAGCUCAUUCAUCACGACAAUGAGGAAGACAAUGGAGAUGAGAAUGCUGCUCAACCAGACGAGGAAACUCCUCUGUUGCAAUGA
Messenger RNA from Fusarium redolens, 1165 nucleotides. RefSeq lists its product as uncharacterized. The record is from RefSeq and is a predicted model, not a curated record. The coding region runs from base 98 to 1165 and encodes 355 amino acids. The transcript has a single exon. NCBI's taxonomy places the organism in Eukaryota, Fungi, Ascomycota, Sordariomycetes, Hypocreales, Nectriaceae.